GCCAUCAGCUGAGCUUUCAUCCCACAGCGCGCAGGAGAUUUUCAGGCAGGCAGGAAGACGAUGGGGGCGUCGCCGUCGCGGCAUGAGACGUCGUCCGACGACUCGUCGCGCGCCGGCGACGGCCGCGCCGUGGCGGUGGCGGCAAGCAGCGCCGCUUCCGGCACCGGCAGCAACAGCAACCAGGCCCAGUCGAAGCGGGCGCCGGCUCCGCACAUGUUCCACGAGAUCGUUGCGCAGGAGAAGACCGCCACCGCAGCUGAGCUGGAGGAUCAGGUGCACGGCGCAGGGAUCUACCUGGCUGGGAAAACAAAGAAGUACUGGGUGCACGAGAAAAGCAGGUGCAACUGCUUCAUGCUGUUCCCCAGAGGGCUGUUCAUCUGUUGGAGUGAGGACCCCAGAUUCUGGAGCUGGCAUCCCCUGAAAGAAACAAGUGACUCCGAGAUCGAGGCGGUGUCGCUGCAGAACGUGUGCUGGCUGGAGAUCCACGGGAAGCUGGAGCUGUCCCACCUCACGCCGGGCGUCAGCUACGACGUCGCCUUCGAGGUGAUGCUCACCGAGCCGGCGUACGGGUGGACCGCGCCGGUGAACCUCCGGCUGAAGCUCCCCGACGGGACGGUGCAGCAGCGGAAGGAGAAGCUGCAGGAGAGGCCCAGGAACCAGUGGAUGGAGCUCAAGGCCGGGGAGCUGAAGGCGCAGCCGGAGCAGAAGGGCGAGGUGGAGAUCUCCUUGUUCGAGUACGACGGCGGGGAGUGGAAGAGGGGGCUCCUCGUCAAGGGCAUCAAGGUUGUGCCAAAGGAGUGAUUAGCAUUUUGUUUGAGGGUGGUCCUUAGCUUUUGCGUGCCUGUCAGGUGUGUUAAGAUCAAUGGGAUACGUGGAAUAAUAAAAGGUUUGUGGCAACUGGCACUACAAGUUUCAAGCCUUGAAGGCUGAAUAAAACUUUAGUCUUACAAAGCAAA
Molecule: messenger RNA, 956 nt
Organism: Panicum hallii
Lineage: Eukaryota; Viridiplantae; Streptophyta; Magnoliopsida; Poales; Poaceae
Product: lectin-like
Exons: 3
Coding region: 61-801 (246 amino acids)
Source: RefSeq, a predicted model, not a curated record